Messenger RNA from Cornus florida, 951 nucleotides. RefSeq lists its product as uncharacterized. Bases 1 to 951 code for a protein of 316 amino acids. Lineage: Eukaryota; Viridiplantae; Streptophyta; Magnoliopsida; Cornales; Cornaceae. The record is from RefSeq and is a predicted model, not a curated record. The transcript is spliced from 2 exons.
AUGUUAGAUGGAUAUGAUGUUGAGAAUGUGGAACAAUGCUGUGAUUCUCUCACAAUUGAAAAAGUGGCUGAAGUUACGAACGAUGGAAAAUUGUUAUGGGAUGAGUCACUCAUUGAAAAAUUCGUGAAUAUUAUGGUGGAAGAAGUUAAGGCUAAUAAUCGUAGUGGCACAACAUUUAGUAAAAGUGGUUGGAGUAAUUUAGUCAAACAAAUGAAUGUUCACACGGGGAGAAAAUUUGGUUUAACCCAACUUCGGAAUAAGUUUAAUGGUUUGAGGAAAAUUUAUACUGAGUUUAAGAAAUUAUUAUCGGAGACUGGCGUGGGAUAUAACCAUGAGACGGGCAUGGUUAUAGUUGAGGAAGAGAGAUGGGACAGGUUGUGCAAGGUUGUUACGAAUGCAAAUAAGUAUAAAAAGUAUGGAUGUAAGCAUUUUGAUAAGAUGUCGACUAUAUUUGGGGACACAUAUGCAAGAGGGAUGCAUGCCCACCCAUCCACUACAGCACCAUCCACAAUCAUUUUGCCCACUCCCAAUGAUGACGAUGAUAAGGAAGAGGGUUGUGAGGUCAGUCCCCCACCUUUAUGUAAAGGUAAGAAAGCCAAAAGAGAUGCUUUAUCUCCUGGUAUAGCUGCACUCUUGUCAAACAUGAAUGAGAAUUCUGAAAGGAGAGCUGAGAGAAUGGAAGCUGCAAUAGAGAAAGCAGCUAAAGCAUCUUCUACUUCUACUCGUGUAUCUUCAUGUGAGAAAGGAGAUGAUGAAGUUCUCUCUCCCUCAAAAAAGGAUAGAGAUUAUGAAAUGUUUGACGCCUCCAUGCUCUUUUUACAAAAAAUACCUGGAAUUGAGAUGGCCCAAUUCGCUAAGGUAUCGAAGUUAUUAUAUGAUUCUGAGAAGUGGCAGAAAUUUUUUCUUUCGGCACCUGAGGAUGUAAGAAUUGGAUGGGCACUGAAUGUUUGA